UUUAAGUCAGUAUACGGUGAUAUCCAAAAGUACACGAUGGCAAAACGGGCCUGCGAUGGCGAUGAUGCUGCUGCUCCUGUUGGAUUCCCCUCCUUAGCGCCUACAGCAGAUCCUGGUCAGUCUAGUAAGAAAGCGAGGAGAGAAAAUAGUACCCCAGAGCUCAACAAUGCUUAUAUGAAUACUAAAGGAAAGCUAUUUAAAGACAUGAAAAACGCUUGGAGGAACAAGGAGCCUUUUGAAUCAGAGUUUGCAAAUGUCCUUUUUGAUCCAUUCAUGUGUUGGACUCUUAAGGAUUUCAUUAGUGAGGGCAUGGAGACAGGAAGUGGGAGGGGCUAUGCAUCAGAUCUUAAGUCGUCACUGAUGAAAUUGAAAUUUUUUGACAAGAACAACAACCUCUACCAAUUUAAACAAUCACAUGAUCUUAAAGAUGCCAAAUCAAUUCAAAUAAAACAAUUUUGGGAUUUAUUAUUAAGUGAUAUACUGCCAUGGUUAAGAGGGCUAACUGAUAUUGACCUGUAUGAGACUGUGGAUGCAACUUGUGCUAAAUACGAUCAUACAAAUGUAUUAUUGUGUCAUGAUGAUGAGCUGGAGGGUAGAAGGAUUGCAUACAUAUACUAUCUUGUAGAUCCUUCAAGGGAGAAGAAAGAUGGAGGAACACUUGAUUUAUUCAACACUGAUGAGUUUGGUCAGCCUCAUCAGAUAGUCCAUUCUAUUGUUCCUUUGUGGAACUCUUUUGUAUUCUUUGAAGUCACUCCAGCCUCUUUCCAUCAAGUAUCUGAAGUGUUGACAGCUUCAAAGACUCGUCUAACAAUCAGUGGCUGGUUUCAUUGGCCGUCAUUGCCUUGCCCAUCUCCUUAUAAGGAAAUCAUUCUAUCAAUGCACCGCCCACUGGAUAAACCAUUAGAGGUGUUGGCGGAGUGGGUUAGUCCAGUGUAUCUAGAUGUUGGUACACAAUCACAGAUAAGGGAACAAUUUGAGAGUGAAUCACAAAUUGAAUUACCUGACUUCUUAAUAGUGACUAAACUAAUACCGUAUAGCU
Messenger RNA from Amphimedon queenslandica, 1039 nucleotides. RefSeq names its product prolyl 3-hydroxylase OGFOD1-like. The annotation marks the transcript as partial. Gene Ontology annotation, biological process: peptidyl-proline hydroxylation; regulation of translational termination. Gene Ontology annotation, cellular component: cytoplasm. The record is from RefSeq and is a predicted model, not a curated record. NCBI's taxonomy places the organism in Eukaryota, Metazoa, Porifera, Demospongiae, Haplosclerida, Niphatidae. The transcript is spliced from 10 exons. Gene Ontology annotation, molecular function: L-ascorbic acid binding; peptidyl-proline dioxygenase activity; iron ion binding.